Molecule: messenger RNA, 1235 nt
Organism: Pistacia vera
Lineage: Eukaryota; Viridiplantae; Streptophyta; Magnoliopsida; Sapindales; Anacardiaceae
Product: vesicle-associated protein 4-1-like
Exons: 7
Coding region: 55-834 (259 amino acids)
Biological process (GO): endoplasmic reticulum membrane organization
Cellular component (GO): plasma membrane; endoplasmic reticulum membrane
Source: RefSeq, a predicted model, not a curated record
CCCCCAAAAAAACAACUCCAACCUCGCGGAGGAACCUUGCUAUUCCCGGUCACCAUGGCUAUCGCCGGCCGGAAAAAGUCAAACUCUGAAACGAAACUCUUUCGGCUCUGUCCGUUUUGGCAAACCGGAACGAACUCCUCCUCUUCGCCGUCCACAAACCACCUUAAUAACGGUAACCGACACGUGGACUCUCCCGCUCUCAAUUCUAGGUCCACCAAAACGGUGUCAUCGGUGGCCAGAUCCCUCCUUCCUCCUCGGCGUCGGCUACGCCUUGAUCCUUCGAAAAAUCUCUACUUCCCCUAUGAACCUGGUAAGCAGGUUAGAAGUGCGAUAAGGUUAAAGAAUACCAGCAGGUCUCAUGUGGCUUUCAAGUUUCAAACAACUGCGCCAAAGAGUUGUUACAUGAGGCCACCUGGCGGCAUACUUGCACCUGGAGAAAGCAUUAUUGCAACUGUUUUCAAGUUUGUGGAGCACCCAGAGAACAAUGAAAAACAGCCACUGGAUCAGAAGAGCAGGGAUAAGUUUAAGAUCAUGAGUCUGAAAGUGAAAGCAGGAAUAGACUAUGUGCCUGAGCUGUUCGAUGAACAAAAGGAUCAAGUGACUGUUGAGCGAAUUUUGCGGGUUGUAUUCCUAGAUGCAGUGCGUCCUAGUCCUGCAUUGGAGAAACUCAAGCGUCAGUUAGCCGAAGCUGAGGCUGCUCUUGAAGCACGUAAGAGACCUCCACCAGACACAGGUCCCCGGGUGGUUGGGGAAGGUCUUGUAAUAGAUGAAUGGAAGGAGCGAAGAGAGAAAUAUCUGGCUCGGCAACAGGUUGAAGCAGUUGACUCGGUGUGAGGUGUCAUUCCACUCAUUCUGCAAGCAAUUUAUCUACCCAGAUGGGUACGCUGUAUGAUUUAACCCCUCAAUCUUCAGUUUUUCUUGAGAGAGGCGGUCCAGCGCUUCGUGUAGAAAAGAAAAAUAUUGAAUAUCAUGCCUCAAAUGGCUACACGGAGCCACAGUACUAGAUUUUUGGAUGAGCCCUUUUCUUGUAGAUAAUGCUUUUGCUGUGUUAUGAUAAUAAUCUAGAUGCGAAAUGUAUGAUCACCUCAUUUUGUAUACCUUCAGGCUUCAGUUUUAGGGUGCUUAUGUUUGUGUCCAAGUUUUUGCCCUUUUUUUUCUCGGGUGUAAUAUAUUAUUAAAUAAUAUUAAUGAUUUUACCGGAUUUGUAGUGUAUCUUCUGCAUUUUUGGUUCUGAA